AUGAAAUUAAAAAAAAACGUGUCAGAAGAAUUAAUGAAAGAUUUAAAAGAACAAUAUAAAGCGCUCCUGUCGUCGGAAUCAACAAUUAAUUAUCAUAAUCAAAAUUGUAAUAAUAAUAAUAAUAAAAAUAAUGAUGAUGAUGUACACGAUUUACAACCGCAGGAAAGAGAAGAAAUGAAAAAUACAAUUAAUGACGUCAAUAAAGAUGACGUCAUUGUUAAUUUAAAAGAAAAAUAUGUUGAAUUUGCUAAAGAAAAUGUUAAAAUGAAAAAUAUUUUAUUGGAUUUAAAAAAUCAAAUAAGUACAUUAACGGAUGUUUUGUCGUCCUCGUCGUCGUCGAAUUACAAAACCGGAAGUCAAGGAAAAAAAUUAUCAAAGGAAGUGGAAGAAGAAGAAAUCAAUGGAAAUGAAAGUAAAAGGAAAAAAUUAAUAAAAUCCGACGUAUUAAAUUCUUGGACGAAUCUUUACGGUAUAAAAACAUUUAAUAAUAAUAAAAAUAUAAAACGAAACGAUUACGACAUGGAGGAGGAAGAGGAAGGGGAGAAUCACGUGACGAAAAGAAACGUGGCAGGAGAUGAAAAUAAAAUAAUAUAUAAGGUAAUUAACGGGGGAGAUCAAAGUGAAAAAUUAGAAUUGAUUAAAUUGAGAAGAGAAAUAUCGUUGUUGAAAGAUAAAAUGACGAACGAGAAAAGUUUAAGACAAGAAUUGGAAAAUCAAAUAAAUUACAUGAAUACGGAUAUAAACGAGAAGAAAAUUCUAGAAAACGAAAUAAAAACGUUAAAAAGAAAAAUAAAUAAUGAUAAAAUGCAAAAAUCCGAUUUUGAUUUGAUCAAAUAUCAAAAAGAACUUUAUGAAAAACAACCACAAAUAAAAACACAAUUGGACGUGGAAUUAGAAAAAAGUAUAAAAAAACAUAAAACCGGGCCUUUUUUCAACGCGUCAACCGAUUCAAACGUCACAAAUUAA
Molecule: messenger RNA, 966 nt
Organism: Pediculus humanus corporis (human body louse)
Lineage: Eukaryota; Metazoa; Arthropoda; Insecta; Psocodea; Pediculidae
Exons: 3
Coding region: 1-966 (321 amino acids)
Source: RefSeq, a predicted model, not a curated record